Messenger RNA from Pseudozyma flocculosa PF-1, 966 nucleotides. RefSeq lists its product as uncharacterized. Gene Ontology annotation, molecular function: oxidoreductase activity. The coding region runs from base 1 to 966 and encodes 321 amino acids. The record is from RefSeq and is a predicted model, not a curated record. The transcript is spliced from 5 exons. NCBI's taxonomy places the organism in Eukaryota, Fungi, Basidiomycota, Ustilaginomycetes, Ustilaginales, Ustilaginaceae.
AUGUCGUCGUCGAAGCGCGAGUCGACCAAGGACGAUGACGGCGUCAUUACGGCGUACCGCAACUACUACCCGGGCCGUCAGGAGCAGGAGUCGCUGCCCGGCCUCGACAGGGAUAUGGGCCCGCUUGCCGAGCACAUCAAGGUCGAAAAGUGGGACAACGAGGGCAACCCGUACCUCGAGGAGUACAAGGGCACCGGCCGGCUCCAGGGCAAGGGAUGCAUCGUCACCGGAGGCGACAGCGGCAUCGGCCGGUCGGUCGCCCUCUUCUUCGCCCGCGAGGGCGCCAACGUCACCAUCGCCUACCUGCCCGAGGAGCAGCCCGACGCCGACGACGUCAAGAAGCUGUGCGCCGAGGCGCCCAUGGGCAACAAGGAAAUCAACCUCGUCCCGCUCGACCUGAUGAAGGAAGAGGACUGCAAGAUGCUCAUCGACAAGCACCUCGAAAAGUGGGGCAGCAUCGACGUCGUCGUCAACAACGCCAGCAAGCAGAUCUCGUGCAAGAACUUUGAGGACACUGACCUCAACAACGUCGAGAGCACCUUCCGCAGCAACAUUCUCGGCACUUUCGCCGUGACCAAGUUCGCGCUGCCCCACAUGAAGCGCGGUUCGACCAUCAUCCAGUCGACGUCGGUGACGGCCUACAAGGGCUCGGCGGCCAUGGUCGACUACAGCGCCACCAAGGGCGCCCUGUGCACCUUGACGCGAUCCCUCGCCCUCCAGCUCGCCCCGCGCGGCAUCCGCGUCAACGCCGUCGCUCCCGGCCCUGUGUACACGCCGCUUCAGCCGGCCUCGAGGAGCGCCGACAACAUGGAGGGCUGGGGCAUCGGCCAGAUCCCGCUCCACGGCCGCCCGGCGCAGCCCGCCGAGCUGGGCGCCUCUUACGUCUACCUGGCUGACUCUGGCGCCACCAACACCAUGACCGGCGCCGUGCUGCACCUCAACUCUGGAGGCUGGUUCGGCUCCUAA